UACAAGUGAUGGGUUGCUCCACUAAGUUUUGCGAAGCUUGCAAAAUGGUGCCAUUAAAAAUAAUAUUACCAUCUCCCAAAAGUAUAAAAGUAACACCCCAGUAGUGUUUUAUUGUAGGCAAGUCGUUGUUGGUGGUUUACAGCCCCUGUCUCUCUGGGUUUGCCCGCUCCCUGACGAAUGAAGCAGUCGCUCACAUGAGCUGGGAGCUGCUGCCUCACUUUGGCACACCGUGCGGGAGAAAUGGCAGGCUGUGGAGGCUUCUUCGUUUCUCUCCUAAACUACAAGACGGAGAAAUAUGUCAUCGCCGAAAACAGGAAGAUAGGAAUAUUAUUUAGACUCUAUCAGCUGGCUGUGCUGGGAUACAUAAUCGGGUGGGUGUUUGUGGUGAAGAAAGGUUACCAGGAGAGAGAAGAGGCCAUCCAGUCUUCAGUCAUCACAAAACUUAAAGGUGUGACACUGACCAACAGCUCAGACACCGGCCUUCACCUGUGGAGCUCUGAGGACUAUGUCAUUCCCCCUAAUGGUGAGCAGGUGUUCUUCAUAGUAACAAAUUACAUCGAGACACCUAAUCAGAGGCUGGGAUUCUGUGCAGAGAGUUACAAGGUUCCAGAUGGACGAUGUCACAAUGACACUGACUGCCCAGAGGGGGAACCCGUGAUAGCUGGCAAUGGAAUAAAGACCGGAGUGUGUCUAAACAGUACAGGGACCUGUGAGAUCCAUGCCUGGUGUCCUGUCGAAUACAGCAAGAGACCCACGGAGCCCCUACUAAAAGAGGCAGACAACUUCACCAUCUACAUCAAGAACUUCAUCAGGUUCCCAAAGUUUGAAUUCUCAAAGUCUAAUGUCCUCGAUACGUCUGAUGACAGCUACCUGAAAAAAUGCUCGUUUGAGAAAGACCUGUACUGCCCCAUCUUCCGCCUGGGAGAGCUGAUCAGCCGGACGGGAUACGACUUUGAGGAUAUGGCUGCUCAGGGUGGCUCUGUGGGUGUUCUCAUAGAGUGGGACUGUGACUUGGAUAAGGACUCUUCACAAUGUAACCCAGAGUACAGCUUUACCCGUUUGGACAUGAAUUUGAACAACUCAGUCACAUCAGGAUACAACUUCAGAUAUGCCAGGUAUUACAAGGAUCAAAGUGGUGAAAGCUAUCGUGAUUUAUAUAAAGUGUAUGGGAUCCGCAUUGAUAUCAUGAUCAAUGGCAAGGCUGGGAAAUUCAGUAUUGUUCCCACAAUAAUUGCCAUUGGGUCAGGUGUUGCUCUGCUGGGUUUGGGAGCCUUCGUGUGUGAUAUGAUUCUACUCUACAUGAUGAACACGAGCUCCUUCUACCGGGAUAAGAAGUUUGAAAUCAUCAACUUCAAUAAAGAAAAGACUAAACCCAAGGAAGGGAAGCCGGGACACAGAGAAAGGAGAUCCAGGAAACCGCCUGCAGAUAAAGAUGCAGAAAACUCUGUCAAAAAGCUGGUGGAGGAAAUUGCCUCGCCUGGGGAGAACCAGCAGUCUGUGGACCAACGGGGUCCCACCAUUCCACGCAACACGGGACAGCGCUACUCCGCCAACAUCUCUCCCCAGGGUGCAGAGGCCAGGCACCACAUCACUUUCUCUUCAGAAGCUUAAGUUUGCAGGUAGAGUGAGAUGAGUCACCUGAGGUGAGCUCAGUUUAUGUCUUUGAGGUAGAACCAAGUUGGACUUCUCACCUUGCUUCAAGACUGCCUGUAAGCCACUGUUUAUGGUGAUGCUUAUUUUGACUGAGGAUAUGUUGGUCCAAAAAAAGGUUAAUAUUUGACACUGUGGGCCAGGCUGCUGAGGAGAAACACUCAUUAAGGUGCAUACCAGUGGCCGGGUGUGGAUCCAAAUGUGCAAUGUGGAAGAUGACAGGUCCAUAAAAGAUUUGCAAAAGUACUGUGAUAAUGCUGAUACAAUUAGUAAAGAUAUGAAAAUAUUUCGAAGCAAAUUGCCAAACAAUAUUUGCUUUUUAAUGUAAGUGUUAACUGUGUCUUUGUUUGAUGUCAUAAAACCCGUAUUUUUAGCUUUGGUGGCUGUUGAUCAGACGAAACAAGCAUAGUUUUCAGAUUCAGUUAUAUAUGAUGGGCCACUGUGUUUGUUUUUGCUGUUUUAUGGACAAAGUUAAACAACUAAAGUAGGCUUUGCACAUGCGUUUCAUAAAGCGGAUACAAAGGAGGAGUUUAUCCUUAGUUGCAAAAACUCAUGAAACCUUUCUGACUUGUCGGUUUUAAUUUGCAACAUUAAGGCCUGGUGGUCUAGCAUUAAAAUAAAUAUUAAAUGCAAGUUA
Notolabrus celidotus (New Zealand spotty) is the source of this 2287-nucleotide messenger RNA. It is a transcript of the gene p2rx5, whose product is annotated as purinergic receptor P2X, ligand-gated ion channel, 5. The transcript has 12 exons. Lineage: Eukaryota; Metazoa; Chordata; Actinopteri; Labriformes; Labridae. The record is from RefSeq and is a predicted model, not a curated record. Bases 241 to 1611 code for a protein of 456 amino acids. Gene Ontology annotation, cellular component: nuclear inner membrane; plasma membrane. Gene Ontology annotation, biological process: response to ATP; monoatomic cation transmembrane transport. Gene Ontology annotation, molecular function: purinergic nucleotide receptor activity; extracellularly ATP-gated monoatomic cation channel activity.